CGAUGUCAUCCAUAAAAUUUACUUGCAGUGGCCCAAUGAUACACAAGGGUGGGGAACAGAAUCUGGCUUGGUGCAGAAGAACGCCCCGUGUCAUUCACCCCGUUCUCGUCAGAACACUCCAAGCUCGCGUCUUCAACUUAUUCGGCUGUCAACAAACUUUUUCCUUCACAUAGACUUGUGCCAUUCUUCAACUCGUUUUUGGAUCUGUGAGCGUCACCGGAUAUAUGUUCCAACUCCGCGGAUAGUGUACAGAAUCCAGUCGUCGCGAUCGGAAGUUUUGCUGGCGAAGAACGGACAUGAUGUGGGAACCCGUGCAUCAUGGAUCCUGGAUGUCUCCACAGGGAAGGCUAUUGGCUCUCUUAUCAAAGGAGCCCCUGUACAAGACCAACGACUUCAUGGUCGUCCCGCCCGGCAGACUCCAACGAUGCUCAAGAGAUGGUACCCUGGUUUGUGAAGGUCAUCACCUCCUACCCGGACAAACAGCACCUGAAACUCCAAUGGCACGUGCCGAACAACGACGGGGUGUAUGUGAAGGAGUCGAGUGAGAACAAGCCUCUCAAAGAAUACACUGUCAAGUAUGGGGAGAUCGUUGCUGUACAUCUGUCACAAAAUAAGACACAUACUCCACUGGCCGGCUGACUUCCCUUGUGUCCUAUAGACUCUAUUUGUCCAAUUUCUACAAUUAGACCACCGAUCCGCGGAUCCUGGUAGAGGCUAGUGGCAGAGAUAGAGAGGGCCUAGAACGCUUGAUUGAAUUGAUUAGAUGAUGCAUUACUUAUUCUACUACGAAACGU
Messenger RNA from Branchiostoma floridae (Florida lancelet), 794 nucleotides. RefSeq lists its product as uncharacterized. The transcript has 2 exons. The record is from RefSeq and is a predicted model, not a curated record. Lineage: Eukaryota; Metazoa; Chordata; Leptocardii; Amphioxiformes; Branchiostomatidae. Bases 319 to 639 code for a protein of 106 amino acids.